CAUUGUUCAUUCAUUCCUGAAGUGUCACAAGCACAUGCGGUCCUUGGCGAAAGUGUCCAUGCUGCUGCCGGACAGAGAUUUCCCUUUUCUGGAGAAGUCAGUUGCCUCAACCAUGGCUCGUCUGGCAAGAGUCUUCGGCGAGCUUUGUUACAAGCGAAUGGAUUGAACAAAAAGUUCUUUUGAAACUCAGCAGUGGCAGUGGCAGGUUGCACUGAACUGUCGACACAGUUGUGUGGAGUGACUUCGCAGUCACUACCACUAUUUAUCGAGCUAAAAGCUUCGUCCGCUGUUUUGCACCAAAUACUAGCUCAAUAUCAUGAGAACCGUCUUCUAGUUCUCGUUUGACACCAACCCCUUUGAUAGUAUUUGAUGGUGCACAGCGCACUGUUGUGGAUUUUCGGCUCAGGAUGCGUUUCUUUUGUUAUAUGCAGCACGUUGUUCUGAUGGAAGCAGCUUAUUCGACUGAAUCCGCAUGGUUGAAUGGCUUCGUCCCACAGAUUUGUGAGAAGCUGAGGGAACGCCUCGUUGCACACCGGGGAUUUCAUUGCCCACUGCUCUCCUCAGAUCGGCCGUUGGAAUGCACAAAGCCUGCUUUGAAGAUAGCUUGGGAUUCUGGUCUGCGUUACUGUGAGUGUGAUGUACGUUUGAGUUCAGAUGGGAAGAUUAUGUUGCUUCACGAUCCAAACCUGGACAAAUUGGUGGAAGAAUCUGCCAAGCCUACGCCCAAUGCGAAUGAGAUAACGGCGGAGGAUUUAAUCAGCUGGCCUUUGCUCCAAAAAGACGUUCAUUUGACCUACUUAGAAGACGUGUUGCUGACUGCUCUAGAAAGCGGAAGUCGCCUGGUGAUCGAGCUGAAAGGAAGUCCAGGAUCUCCCACUGUGGGAUCCGCUGUGGCCAGGCUCUUGCAGGGCAAUCCGCAAUUGCUAGAGGCGUGCGCUUUGGUGAUGUCGUUUGAAGUUCCAGAGCUUCUGGGCUUUGCCGAUGCUUGGGAUGAGAGCAUUGCCGAGACAUCUCGGCCAAAGCUGCUCUUGUUAACUGCCAUUCCACGGGAGAACCUCGAGGCGAAAUAUCAAACGCUGGACCUUGGAGACUCUGCAUGGCCAGAGAAAGCCGCCACGUUCUUGGCCCGAAAGGACUUGUUACUAGAUGGCUUCUAUAUCGAGUGGACCGAGAAACUGUCGAAUGACAACCAAGAAGCUCUCAGAAAGCUUUGCCACGCGGAUGUUUGCAGCAUUCACAACAAAGUCAGAUACAUACCUUAGUCACAUCUAUGAUUCACCAUGAGCUGGCACAUGUUGGUACAAUGUUUUUGAUGCAAUAGUUACUAUAGUUCAUCUCCACAUGCAUGGAUUGGAUGCAACAAUUGUACCAUUCAAUGGAGGUCUUAUGCUGACCCUGACCCAAUAACAUGUUUGUGUUUGCUAAGCUUUGCUGGGCUCUUUUUGAAGCUACCCUGUCCCACCCAUCCCCGAAAAGACUUAGGCGUUUUAAACAAUUAGGCAUAGGCUUUAUGGAUCUUAAUAUUCAUUCUUUGUCGGUUUGGAAGGAAUGCAGUAGCAUUAUUUGGGUGUGUUGUGCUUGUUGUUUGAAUUUAUCCUCCACUAUGACUCACUUUCUCAUGUUCCAAGCUCGGUGAAUUAAGGCCAAAUGUGCACUGUCGGUGUGUGGCAGCAUUUUGGCCAAACUGAUUCCCACGAGGAGGCUUCCCGUUUAAUGGACCUUGGUGCAAGCUUUUGUAAUACUGAUCUUCCUCGAGGCUUCCUCCGAGGAUCCUGAGUCUUCAAGCCAUACGGCUUGGAAAAUGCAUCAGGAAGCAUUGGAACUGCACGAAAGUUAGAAGGACUGGUG
This is a messenger RNA of Durusdinium trenchii, 1848 nucleotides long. The record is from the annotation of a GenBank genome assembly. Lineage: Eukaryota; Dinophyceae; Suessiales; Symbiodiniaceae.